AUGCGGAAGGAUGCAAAGAUACCCAUUAAUCAGUCUCUUCACUGCACUCGGGAGGGUUAUCGAGAAUCUCGUGUUAAGGCAGCAACUAGGUCAAAUAGAAUAACAGCCACGAGAUGCAAAGCAAGAAUGUAUGUCAUGCUGGACAGGGAGAAGGAAUGUUGGGUUGUGUCCAAGGUAGAAUUGAGGCAUUCUCACCCCUGUUCGGCUGAUAAAGCUGUCCACUAUCAUGAGUACCGGGAGCUGACCAUGCAUGCCAAGUGCGUCAUUACGGAUAACGAUGAGGCUGGCAUAAGACCCAACAAGACGUAUCUAGCACUUACAAACGAAGUUGGUGGGUCUUCAAACCUGAGUUUCUCAGAAAAUGAUGUCAGAAAUUACAUUACAAGCAAUCUCCGAUGCUCCGAUGACAAUGCGGACUUCAAUGGGAUGAUGAAUUAUUUCGUUCGAAUGAAGGAAAUCAAUCCCAACUUCUUUUAUGCCAUAGAUGUUGACGAUGCUAAUAAAUUUAGGAACGCACUCUGGGUAGAUGCAAGGUGCAGGGCUUCGUAUGAAUAUUACGGAGAUGUGGUGUCGUUCAAUACCACGUACAGGAGAAACAGGCAUGGUCUACCGUUUGCUUCUUUUGUCGGUGUAAACCACCAUGGGAAGUCAACCCUUCUUGGCUGUGCUUUACUUGGCAAUGAGGAGAUCCCUAGUUUUGAGUGGGUGUUCACACAGUGGGUGAGAUGCAUUGGGACUGCGCCAAAGGGUAUCAUUACUGACCAGUGCAAGGUGAUGGCUGGUGCUAUAAGGAAAGUCCUACCUGAUACUGUCCACAGAUGGUGCAUUUGA
Messenger RNA from Arachis ipaensis, 831 nucleotides. Its product is annotated as protein FAR1-RELATED SEQUENCE 5-like. Lineage: Eukaryota; Viridiplantae; Streptophyta; Magnoliopsida; Fabales; Fabaceae. The record is from RefSeq and is a predicted model, not a curated record.